CUGACCAAAGAACAGACAGCAGCAACGGCUAUGCUAGAUAUCGAACAUGAAGACAAUAUCCCUAUCCCAGAUACCGACAGCAACGUAUACACUCGAGGUACAAUCGGACAACACAAUGUCGUUAUCGCUUGCCUUCCUGAAGACAUCAUCGGAACAACUGCAGCAACUAACGUUGUUACGCAUAUGCUAAGAACAUUCACGGGGAUCAGAUUCGCCCUCAUAGUCGGUAUUGGGGGUGGUAUUCCCAAUCUACCUGACUACGACGUUUGCCUUGGCGACAUUGUUGUCAGUGGGCCUCAGGGGACCUUUCCUGGGGUAAGGGCACCGUUCCACUCGUGA
This is a messenger RNA of Neurospora tetraspora, 339 nucleotides long. Its product is annotated as kinesin. Lineage: Eukaryota; Fungi; Ascomycota; Sordariomycetes; Sordariales; Sordariaceae. The record is from RefSeq and is a predicted model, not a curated record. Gene Ontology annotation, molecular function: catalytic activity. Gene Ontology annotation, biological process: nucleoside metabolic process. The annotation marks the transcript as partial. The transcript has a single exon.